Ectocarpus sp. CCAP 1310/34 is the source of this 2568-nucleotide messenger RNA. The record is from the annotation of a GenBank genome assembly. NCBI's taxonomy places the organism in Eukaryota, Phaeophyceae, Ectocarpales, Ectocarpaceae.
AUGAAUUAGCUUGACUCAUUUUCACCGACAGGUCUAAUGCCCGGGGUAUCAAUCUUCUGACCCCGUCACGGCUGCGAAUCCAUUCUGCUCCUGCAGGUAUCUGAGCGAAGCCGCCAUGGGUUUGACCCACCUUGCCAACCACGGCUAUGUCCACAACGACAUCAAGCCAGCUAAUAUCUUGCUCGUGAACUCCACACAGGAUGGGAACACGAAAACACGAGCAGUACUGGCGGACUUCGGAUGCGCGUUAGGUGACAGCACCGCCCUACAUGUGUUAGGAAGAAUUACUCACGUGUGUGUUCGAUGGCCUAUUCCCCGCUUUGGGCCAACGUCUUAUCAAUCUGUUCUGGCCUUCGCCUCCCUCUGCCAAAAAACAUUUCAGCGUGCCCCUUCACUGAGAGACGGUGUCGCUACUACGUUGGAGUGGNAACAACACCGCCCCAUGUCCAUCGGAGACGAACGUUUGGGAGAAGGCACCCUCGGGAGCAGGCCGCCGGAAGCGAGAAGCCCGGUCAGAUGCCACCCGUUCGCGGAGGUUUUCUCCAUGGCACACACCUGCCUGGUCACGUUCACCAAGAGGGGCCGGAAAUGUCAUAAUGUGUUCGCAAGCGAGGAGCUAAUAACGCGCUGCGACAGAAGGUGCCUCGACAAUAUCGACGACGACCGUCGGUUCGACACGUACAUCGAGAUAAUCUCCCACCGGAACAUGCUGGAGUCCUCUACACUCGAGAUCUUGCUCAACCCAGACCACCUUCUGGACGAGCUUCAUGACGUGAAGCAGGAGUUCAUCGAGAUCGUACGAGCGGCCCUCCAACGCGACCCGACCCUCCGCCCUUCGCCAGCGGAGCUUGUCGAGUCCCUCACCAGCAUGAGCACUCGCUUGCUCGAGAAGGAACGAGGGAUCACACCCGUCUCCGCUGCUGCUACUGCCGCCGCUGCUGCCACGACAAACGCCGUUGCUGCGGCACCCGCCCCUCCCCAGAUGGCACCAUCGCUCGCUCAAGUACUGAGCGGUGAAGGUGGCGGCGACGGCGGGAGACCUAUUGUGAGCGGCGGUGGGGGCAGUGGCGGUGGAAAUGCUAUGCUACCGUUGAUAAUGCAACCCACGGGAGGGGACGCGGCGGUGGUAGGCCGGGCGGGUGCUGGCGGGUCGGCCGCCACGCCCUUCCCGAAAGAUUCUGCUGGUGGAGCGACGGCAGCAGCGGUAGCAGCGGACGGCAGGGCAUGCUGGCAGCCACCUUCGAGCAACGUGCCGCGCGAUUCCCCCCUCAUCAGUGGAGAAGUACGAGCAGGAGAUGAGAGGGUGCCCCGGGCGAUUCAGGUCGGCAGUCAGCAUGUGCCCUCCCCGUACGACGGUCACCGUGACCCGGGGGGUGGGGAGUUCAAGAACCUCCAGCCAGCGGGACGAGUCGGCGGGGACGGCAAUGCCGCGCGUGUCGGUGCUUAUGCACAGGCCCCGCAACACUGCCACCACCACCCUCAGCGGCAAGGAUGCGCACCCACGACUGCCGCUGCCCCACGCCACCGCCGGCACAACCACCACCACCAGCACCGCGGUGGUAACGAAGAGGCCGGUGUUGGCAUCGGUGUGAAGCCAGACGCCCGCCGCUCCGGCGCCGCAGGCGGAAAGGGACACAGCGGCCGCCGCCCCCAGCACGACGCUCCCCGGAACAACAUGAACAGUGCGUUUGAUGGAACCGGCACUGUCGUCCCAUCGCCACCCUGUGUGCGGCCACCGCCGGGCUACGAGCAGUACAACGCGCCGGGCUACGCUCAACACAGCGCAUCGGGCUACGCGCAACACAGCACAUCGGGCUACGCGCAAUGUAACGCACCGGGCUACGCGCAAUUCGGCACACCGUCUGCGGUUCCCCCUCCGCCGCCGCCGCAGUGGGGUGCAGUGGGGCCGACGGGGGUAGCUCCGUACCUCUCUCGGGCUGCGGCACCGCCGGCACGAUCUGAACCAUCACCCCCGCCGCUAUGGCAGCAGGCCGCGUACGGUGCGCCUGUAAGUGUUGGCAUUGGACAUGUUGGUGUUGGUGUUGGUGCUGGUAUUUGUGGUGCUCCGACUUACUACGGCCACGCGGCGUCCGCGAGGGUGGGAGCGGGGCAAGGGGUGGGUGGAGUAUGGGGCCAUUAUCCGGUGAGCGCUCAGAUGCCCAAUGCUAGGGUGCCGGCGGGGCAUGCCGGAGGCUGGGCGGGGUAUUCCUACGGCCCUGGGUACGGUGGGUACGGUGCCACACCCCAGCCGCCAUUCUUGGUGAGGAUGCUGUUCUCUUGACACGCGGCUGCGAGCACUUUGCCCUUGAUCGGGGUUUCCUGUAUUUUGAAUGCGGUGCAGGUUGACCUCCCGUUUUUUGGUUCCGUAUCAAGUGGUCUUAAGCACUUGGAGGGAGACGUAUUUUGACAUGAAACUGAUGGUGACCGGCGUUGUUGGAGUUCCUGCCGUGCUACGUUGUUUGAGGAAACGACGUUGGAUGGCGGUGGUGGCGCCUGGUCACGCUGUAUAGGUAACGAUAAAUAUCUUGCAAUUCUUAGAUGGCCUCUGUAUUCGGCCUCUAGAGGGAC